Messenger RNA from Homarus americanus (American lobster), 2213 nucleotides. Its product is annotated as dynein axonemal heavy chain 7-like. The transcript is spliced from 4 exons. NCBI's taxonomy places the organism in Eukaryota, Metazoa, Arthropoda, Malacostraca, Decapoda, Nephropidae. The record is from RefSeq and is a predicted model, not a curated record. Gene Ontology annotation, biological process: microtubule-based movement. Gene Ontology annotation, cellular component: dynein complex. Bases 1796 to 2131 code for a protein of 111 amino acids. Gene Ontology annotation, molecular function: dynein intermediate chain binding; dynein light intermediate chain binding; minus-end-directed microtubule motor activity.
UUAGUGUUAGGUUUGUCGUGUAUUGUAUUAGAAUGGUUAAUCUUCAAGUAGAACAAGUUGGGGGAGGCAAUCUUCAGGUGAUCUGUUAAAUCUGUGCAUAACUGUAUUUAGCAAAUCAAUGAACCCUUUUCCUGAGUGACAUCGACUGACUGACUGAGAGAACUUUUUGCUCCAACUUAGCCCUUCCCCAGCACCCUUCCUCCACCCAGAGGUAGGAUGUACACUUGUACAGUGUCCAGUAGACCUAAAUAGCUGAUAAUAAAUUUUUGGCUAUCCAAUUGUUAACUUAAACUUUGGAAAUAGUGGAGACAAUUUUUGCAUGGAAUCAUUUGGAAUUAAUAGACUUUAUUUUUUAUAGUAAUACUAUGGAAGUAAAUAUUCUUAGUUUGUGUAGGUACUUUUAUAGUCAACUUGAUUUUUGUAUGAUAUUAUUUCAGGAGUAAUGUGCAUUCUUUCUUCUUUUUUUUUACAAAAACUGAUUAUCAAAUAAAUACACUGUAGUGGUUGUAGCAAAGAAAUCAUUUUGUGAGAUGGUAUGUAAUAAAGCCUGCCUGACACCUGAGAUAUAUGACCUAAGACCUGGUAGUGAGGACAAAAGAGAACUAUAGUGUUUUGGUCCUGUGUUAGUCAUGGCCAAUUCACAGCACCUUCAGGAGUCAUAUCAGGGGUUCAGACUGACACAAUACUGAUUUUAGAACCUUUUGUGUUGAAGUGUGAAUAAGGAAGGUGUUCAUGACGUUACAAUUGGUCUUAAAAUUAGUGACAUGCUAACUGAAUUUACUUUAAAUACGUAGGUGGUGAGGAGAUAUGUAUUUCCCCGGUCCACCUAAAAAUUUUUACACGUUUAAGUUAAGGGAUUCGGAAUUAGCAUGAAAUUGAUUUUUAGAUGCAUAAACUCACUAUAAAUGUCUUCUUUACUUACUCAAAAUAAUUUGGAACCCUUGAUAAUGACUUUCAGGAAACACGACUAACAAGUCCAUGUUGUUUUCCAGGGGCUUGACGUGGUAAGAAUGUGAAUUUCAUGCAUGUUGUAAAUUGUCUGGAGAAAGCCAAACCAUUACUGUUGUUGACCAACACAAAAGAGUUGGCAAUAAACCCUUCAAUACAGGGAGUAGUAAAGUCCUGGGUGUGCCUUACUGUGAGAAGUGUUGCGAGCAUGUUGUGGUGACCUGGUGUUGAUCUGCCAUAGGUCUUGCCAUUGUCUCAGUAACAUCCCUCUUACGGGCUAAAACUGAUGAAAUAAUUCCAACAAACAAUUAAUAGCCAACUUAUCCAGAUGAAGACAUUUGUGUGUUGCAGCAUGGCAGCAAUACACCUUUCUUACCAAAAUUACUAAAAUGCCAUAGUAGUGGGAUAAAGGUACACAACAGUGCUGCACCACCACAGUAAAUGUCGGUGCAAGUAAUGGCAGACUUGCAUCAGCAGUGCUCAUGAGGGUCACCUCAGCUGCAUCAGACAGCAAAGUGAACGCUCCUCACACACCACACAGGUGAUACAUGUCCAUACUCAUGCCCAAGACAAGAGUCCUGGAAUUUAUCACCCUGUCAGCACCAUAUUGUUCAAUUUCAAAAUUUUUUGGUGUUAUCUUAGGCACAUAUGAAGGUUUAUUAUCUGCCCACAUUACUUACACUUUUCAGCUUUACAGCAGUGUCGCUGUGUACUAGGCGCCACCCUGGACCAUCAGACUGUUGACCCAGUAGUUUAGUUCGGACUUAUUCGUUAAUGGUCGCUCAAUAUUUUUACACUUGAUAUGCUGUAGUCUCACGUUCAAGUAUCAAGAACAAUAGGUAAGAAGAUGGACUCCUCACCUAUGACACUGUUUGGCUACUUCAACGAGCGAGUGAAGGCCAACCUGCACUUGGUAGUGGCCAUGUCCCCCAUAGGCGACACCUUCAGGACCAGGCUCAGGAUGUUCCCCUCCCUCAUUAACUGCUGCACUAUAGACUGGUUUACUGCAUGGCCUGAUGAUGCCUUGGAGAUGGUGGCCACAUCACUGCUGCAGGAAACUAAACUGGAGGCAUCAUUGUUGGCUCACUGUGUCACUGUCUGCAAGUAUUUCCACCACAGCAUUGAUGACCUUGCCCACAGGUUCUAUGAGCAGCUGCGGCGGAGGUACUAUGUGACAUUGUGACAUCCACCUCCUACCUGGAGCUCGUGUUCACCUUCAAGCAGCUCCUCCUUAAGAAGCGCUCAGAGAUCCUCACACUACGGGA